GUAAUGAUAACUCAAAAAGCCAUCAAUUUGCCUUUAAGAUGUCGAACCGCCCGAUUCAAAGAAGAUUUGAAGAUGGUGUGCUGAAAGAAGGAUGGACAGGUAGACGAGGUAGUUCUUUCUGUUUGACAAUUACUGGCCAUAGAUCUUUCCUUAAUUUCCUAGAAUGGCUUGAUCUUAGUAGAUCUUUCAGUAAAUCAUUUUAAUUACCCAUGCGAAAAAUAAGAGAAAAUAAGUUUUCUCUACUCUUAUUGACAAAUGCCCAAGAUUUUUCAUUUGUGAUUCAUUCAUCAAUAUUCCACCUUGUCUUUGUGUUUCAUUCAUAACUUUCGUUGCUUAAAAUUGCUAACUUGAAAUUGGUUCUGUAAUACAUUCAUCUGAAAAAGGUGUCUCAACCGUGGCCAGUAGCUUGUUCUGAUAGAUGCUGCCAAAGGAGAUCCACCAGAUUUGAUCAAAUACGGAGCAGUCUUUGUUGUCAUCUCGUCUUACAUGAACGUCGGGUGUGAGGGGAUGAGUUAUUGUUGCCCAGAGACUCGGCAGAGAGCGGACACAAACUGCGGCGUAGGCGGCAACAGCAAAUUGUGCAGACAUGGAUCACAUAGCCACUCAAGCAACCCAAACAGCUCAGGUUCUGGUAGAAUUUUUAGAAGUGGCCAUCAACUCCGUUAUCUUCCUCAAAGGCGUCUACCCGACUGGUUUCAAGUGUCAGGGGCAUUUGAGAGGCGGCGAUACCUGAAUGUAGUGGUUCAUAAAUCUCGCCAUCCUGAGCUUAGGGACUAUAUUCACUCCUCUGUCAAUGGCCUCCUUCCUUUCAUCCAAAAGGGGGAGGUGGAGAGAGUUGCAGUAAAUUUUUUUGAUAACCAAAAUGUUCCAAUAGAGAGGUUUGUUUUUAAGAUAGAUGUGAAGCAGUCUUAUGGUUCGAGUGUGGAAGAAGAAGGGGCUGCUGCUGCUGCUGACCUAGAACUCUCAUUUAGGUCUUUCUUGAUUAAGCUUGCCAGUUCAUAUUCUCUGACUCACACUCUUCCUCCUGAUUGCAGGUGGGAAAUAACUGGUUACUUUCGAGCUCUACCAGAUAGCCGUAGUAGUGCAAGUAGAAUAUGGGUUUCCACAGGCACCAAACAGUGGCAGCAACCACCUGUGAUUAUGCCAAUCAAGUCAAUGAAGAGUGAAGCGCUUGUGCUGCAACUCUAUCUAGAACAUCCCCCAACUCCCCUCCAUCAAAAUUUUUCACUUUCCUAAGACUUGAUCUUGAAUCUUUCCCAGUGGUUGAGCUAAGGGCUUCUCUCGACAUAUAUGAAUGCAAGACAAGAUGUUUGAUGGAGAUUUUGUUAAGCUGAUAUUUUAGAAACUUUAUGAAGCGCACAUUACAUGAAAGCUAGCAACUGUGAUUUUUAUAUUGAAAAUUUUGACAAUAAUAAUCUCACUUUUACUUAAUCUCAAAAUAAUUCCAC
Molecule: messenger RNA, 1448 nt
Organism: Cuscuta epithymum
Lineage: Eukaryota; Viridiplantae; Streptophyta; Magnoliopsida; Solanales; Convolvulaceae
Source: the annotation of a GenBank genome assembly